UGCACCAUUAGAACAGAUGCGUUCCAGUUUCUCAGUCUCUCUCUCUGUCAGCGUUCACUUCCUUUCACUCCUCCCUCCCUCUCGAGUUCUCUCCUCCUCUACAUCCUCGAUCUCUCAGCAGCAGCAGUUUGUGUCCUGAGAGAACUGGCACUAAACUGACGCAUCCAUGGGGCGCGCGCAGCAUCUUUAUUUCACCACAUUACAAUUUGAAGUCAUAUAGGGGAAAUAUUCACGUCAACGCAGCAAACACACAUUAGAGUCGUUCGGCGUUUCAUCUUCCGGCUUAAAGUUCUCAGUCGCACUAUAUCUCUCUGGGUUUGUGACAUUUGUAGCUGUGUUGAGCUGCGGCGAUGGAUGGGGAUUCGUGUGUUCGCGUGUGGACUCGACCGCUGCAAGUGAUGCUCCAGCAGAAGAAGAUCAAAGCGCGGAGGAAAAAGCGUAAGGACUUGUUCGGAGGACAGAUGUGCUUCAUGGGGCUGCUGCUCCUGGCGUUGUCCUGCUUGUCCAGUUUGGCCGAGAAUGCCGGUUAUGGCAUCUCCAGUCUCUCAGAUGAAGAUAGUGAGAGGUGGGAAAGCCGCAGGCUGCUGCAGGACUCUGACAUUGACAGCAACUUCACUCAUGAAGUGCUGGUUGGGCUCAAUGUUGAAAAGAACUGCACACCACCUGGUGUACAUGAGUUCCCUGAUGAUAUCUUCACCAAUCAGGAGCGAAUGGAUGGGGCUGUAGCCUUGCAUGUUCUGUGUGCCAUGUAUAUGUUUUACGCACUGGCACUGGUGUGUGAUGACUACUUUGUGCCCUCUCUGGAGAAGAUCUGUGAGCGCCUCCAUCUCAGUGAGGAUGUAGCAGGAGCCACGUUCAUGGCAGCAGGAAGUUCAGCUCCUGAACUCUUCACCUCAGUCAUAGGUGUAUUUAUCACUAAAGGAGAUGUGGGAGUGGGCACAAUCGUGGGUUCUGCUGUCUUCAAUAUCCUCUGCAUCAUCGGAGUGUGUGGAAUCUUUACUGCACAGGCAGUACGGCUCUCAUGUUGGACGUUAAUGCGAGACUCAACAUACUACACUAUCUCAGUGACCACUCUGAUCGUGUUCAUCUAUGAUGAGAAGGUGACAUGGUGGGAGUCACUCAUCCUAAUAGUACUGUACAUGUUUUACAUUAUAUUAAUGAAAUUUAACUCACGGGUGGUUCAUUACAUCGAGCGGCGGAAAAAGAACUCAACAAAUCUGGGUAAUGGCACAGCCAGUAACACAGACAUCGACGAUGGGUGCGAUGCCACUGUCGUGCUUCUUAAGAAAGCAAAUUUCCACAGGAAGCCAUCAGUGCUGAUGGUGGAUGAACUCUUGUCUGCAUACCCUCAUCAGCUGUCCUUCUCUGAGGCCGGAAUGAGAAUCAUGAUCACCAGCCACUUCUCCCCUCGCACACGCCUCACAAUGGCCUCCAGAAUGCUUAUUACAGAGAGGCAGCGUCUGAUCAACAGUCGUUUCAGUAACGGGGAUUCAGAGGUGACUGUAAAGAUCCCAGGAAAGCGUGGGGUGGAGAAUGGGCUGGCAGGAGCGGACCGAGGCCUGAAUGGGCGAAAGACAGGUCACCAUGAUGACGACAGGGGAGGAGCUGAAGCCGGCACUGACACCGAAAAUGAGAAUGAGGACAAUGAAAACAAUGAGAACGAUGAGGAGGAAGAGGAGGAAGAUGAAAAUGAAGGACCCUAUGUACCAUACCGCUGCCCCGGUGGGGGCUUUAAUAAGGUAAAGUGGCUGCUGGCCUGGCCACUGAGUCUGCUGCUGUUCCUCACCGUGCCCAACUGUUCCAAGCCUCGCUGGGAGCGCUGGUAUAUGGUCUCGUUCAUCUCCUCCACCCUCUGGAUUGCUUUCUUCUCUUACAUCAUGGUUUGGAUGGUCACAGUGAUCGGUUACACUAUGGGCAUCCCUGAUGUCAUCAUGGGCAUCACUUUCUUGGCUGCUGGGACCAGCGUUCCUGACUGUUUGGCCAGUUUAAUUGUCGCACGGCAAGGAAUGGGUGACAUGGCUGUGUCUAACUCCAUUGGUAGUAAUGUGUUUGAUAUCCUGAUUGGGCUUGGUCUGCCCUGGGCCAUCCAGACUUUGGCCAUCGACUAUGGCUCCACAAUUCACCUGAACAGUAAAGGCCUGAUUUUCUCAGUUGGGCUGCUUCUAGCAUCUGUGUUUCUCACGGUUCUCGGUGUGCAUUUGAACAAGUGGAAGCUGGACAAGCGUUUGGGUUUCAUUUGUUUACUGAUGUACGCUGUCUUCCUGUGUUUCUCCAUCCUCAUAGAGUUUAACAUAUUCACCUUCGUCAAUCUGCCCACCUGCCGCGAGGAAUGAGACAGUUCUUUUUCCCGGCACUCCCUCCUUGACCUUGUGAGGACAAUGGCACAAGUCCUCGAAUCAGAGGCAGACCGGCUCUCGUUCUGAAGGAAUAUUUAUUUAUUGAUCUAGCUGAUCCUUUAUCGAUCCUCUAUUUUUCUUUCCAAUGGGUGCAAUAUUGACAGAGUCUGGAUCUGUGGUGUUACAAGUGGAGAGAGAGGAUGUGUGUAAAGAAUGGUCCUGUUGACUGAUGUAUAGACUGUUCUAACGUCACAGGAACGUGGGAAAUGAAGACUACUGCCUGGUUUGAUGUGAAUACUUUUGUUGUUGUUUUUCAAAAUAUUUUGCAUAUUACAUAUAUAAAUAAUAUGAUGUAAAUAUAUUUUAUGAUGGUAUUUGUUUUAUUAGCUGCUAAUUUACUGAAGAAGAGGCUGGACUUAUUAAUGUCUGUAAAAAUUUAGAUUUAUGAGGGUUCGUUAUUUUGCUGAAAGGUACUGGUGACCUCUAGGAAAUACUUGUAUUCAGUCCUCUUUUUAAUUUGGGCAUUACCUAGUCGUCACCUUCAUAUUACAAGAACGAUCAGGAUGUCAGGGACAUUCGUGUCUACAUUUUUCAGAUGAGAAUGUUUACGGUGCAGAGGAGGUAAUAAAACCGAAAGGUUUAA
Carassius carassius (crucian carp) is the source of this 2979-nucleotide messenger RNA. RefSeq names its product sodium/potassium/calcium exchanger 3-like. The transcript is spliced from 17 exons. Gene Ontology annotation, biological process: calcium ion transmembrane transport; intracellular calcium ion homeostasis. The record is from RefSeq and is a predicted model, not a curated record. Gene Ontology annotation, molecular function: calcium, potassium:sodium antiporter activity; calcium channel activity. Gene Ontology annotation, cellular component: membrane. Lineage: Eukaryota; Metazoa; Chordata; Actinopteri; Cypriniformes; Cyprinidae. The coding region runs from base 351 to 2333 and encodes 660 amino acids.